AUGGCAGGAGUCGCAGCUAAAUUAGGAAAUUUAACUUCAUGUAAAGAGGGUACUCCUAAAUUACAAAAAUUUUGGUACUAUGCAAAAGUAGAAUUAGUUCCACCAAAACCUAAAGAUAUACCUAGAAUUAAAGAAGAUAUAAAAAAACUUGUUGAUGGUUAUAAAAAAGGAAAUUGGAAAAACUUAACCGUAAAGGAAGCUUUUUUAAAUGCCAUCGUAACAACUGAAGUCAUUUGUUGGUUUUUCGUUGGAGAAGUCAUUGCUAGGGGUAAUUUAUCAGGAUAUCGAUUCAAUUAG
Messenger RNA from Pediculus humanus corporis (human body louse), 297 nucleotides. Its product is annotated as ATP synthase subunit G, putative. Gene Ontology annotation, molecular function: proton transmembrane transporter activity. The transcript has 3 exons. NCBI's taxonomy places the organism in Eukaryota, Metazoa, Arthropoda, Insecta, Psocodea, Pediculidae. Gene Ontology annotation, biological process: proton motive force-driven ATP synthesis. The record is from RefSeq and is a predicted model, not a curated record. The coding region runs from base 1 to 297 and encodes 98 amino acids.